GUUUGGGGUACCCUCCCUUUCCUUCGAAAUGGCCAAGAACGAGGAGGAAGCAAUUACAAAAAUCUGCUGCAUUGGAGCGGGUUAUGUGGGUGCAACAACGAGUGCCGUUAUUGCAUAUAAAAACCCCUCCGUGGACGUCGUCGUGGUCGACUCAUGCGAAGCUCAAAUCCAUGCUUGGAACUCCGGAAACUUUCCAAUCUAUGAACCUGGGUUGAAAGACAUUCUCUCAGUUGUGGCUCGCUCUGGAAGCAGUGGUGGUGAUGUUCGAGGAGAAAAGAAAGCACGAAAAGCUUCCACCUCGAGUAUUGGAAAUCUUGUAUUCUCAUCCAACAUCGAGCACGCGGUCCAGAAUGCACAGUUGAUCUUUGUCUGUGUCGAUACGCCCACCAAAACAAGGGGCACUGGAUCGGGGUUUGCAACUGAUCUGCGGUCUGUGGAGGCCUCAGUUAACCGAAUCAUGGAUUUGUCGACAACAAGUAAAAUUAUUGUUGAAAAAAGCACAGUGCCAUGUGGAACUGCAGCUGGGCUACGAGAACUCUUGGCUAGGAGUAAUGGCAAAGGGGUGAAGCAUGAAAUUUUGUCCAACCCGGAGUUCCUUGCUGAGGGGAGUGCCAUUCGUGACCUCCUUCACCCAGAUCGAGUCAUUAUUGGCUGUGAAGAUACAAUAGCUGGAAAACAGGCCACAGCGAGACUUGCUUCCUUGUAUAAAGCCUGGGUUCCAGAAAACUGCAUAAUUUCCCUGAAUCUCUGGUCGUCAGAGCUUGCAAAACUCGCAGCUAAUGCUCUACUUGCACAACGAAUCAGCAGUAUCAACUCAUUGAGUGCCAUUUGUGAAGCUGUUGGUGCUGAUAUUCAUGAGGUCGGGCGAGUGUGUGGCCUAGAUCGACGCAUUGGGCCAGAAAUGCUCCGACCAUCGAUUGGAUUUGGCGGGAGUUGUUUUGAGAAAGACAUUCGGAGCCUAGUUUACCUCGCCGAGGGUCUUGGACUCAGAAGUGUUGCAGCUUAUUGGAUGUCCGUGCUAGAUUUGAAUGAGUACCAGAAACAUCGUCAAACCAGUCGCAUCGUGGAUUUUCUACAUCCUGCUGCUUGUGAUCGAGUCGCUAUUCUCGGCUUCUCCUUCAAGAAAGAUACAGGGGAUAUUCGAGGAACGCCUGCGUUGGCUCUUGUGAGGGACUUUGCUGAUAGAGGCUUCCAAAUAAACAUAUACGAUCCUCGAGCAAAGAUUGGAAGCAUCCAGGAGAUGCUUGAUCGCGAGCUGCCACUCUCAUCGCGACACAAGCCAACUGCCAUAUUUUCGUCCGCUUCAGAAGCGUGCGACCAAGUUCAUGCAAUAGUCAUUGCAACUGCAUGGGACCAAUUUCGGACAAAUUCGAAGGAAACGACGUUAGACUGGACGUCCAUAGCAUGCCAUAUGCAAGAACCAAAAGUCUUGUUCGACUGCUGCAACGUAGUCAAAGCUGGAUAUCUUGAGGGCUUAGGAAUGAAAGUGGUAGAAUUAGGCAGGAGACGAGCGUUACUUUAGACAUAAGAAUAGAAUAGAAAGAAAAGGCGCGUUACAAAUUGAUGAGUUGAAC
Molecule: messenger RNA, 1574 nt
Organism: Hyaloscypha bicolor E
Lineage: Eukaryota; Fungi; Ascomycota; Leotiomycetes; Helotiales; Hyaloscyphaceae
Product: UDP-glucose 6-dehydrogenase
Exons: 3
Coding region: 29-1522 (497 amino acids)
Biological process (GO): glycosaminoglycan biosynthetic process; polysaccharide biosynthetic process
Cellular component (GO): nucleus; cytosol
Molecular function (GO): UDP-glucose 6-dehydrogenase activity; NAD binding
Source: RefSeq, a predicted model, not a curated record